AGUGGGAAGGGGCGUUGGGGGCCUUCGGUUGGGGUGCGGACGGCUUGGUACCGUGCGGUUGGGUGCAAUUAGUAGCGGCGCAUUUGUUGUGAUCCAAUUAGGUGUUGUGAGCACUGUAACGCGCCGCACCAGGAGCUUUCACUAGCCCAAGCCCUCGUUCGUGAUGGCCGAAAAGGAGCAGACGAAGGCUACUGAACAGAACUCAUCAAACUCCGUUCCUGACGAACCUAAAAAUGUACAGGAACUUGCGACUUAUGUGCAAAGCCUGCUGGAGAACAUGCAGCAGCGCUUCCAGACUAUGUCAGACAACAUCAUCAGCCGAAUAGACGAGAUGGGCGACCGGAUUGACGAGCUGGAGAAGAGCGUGGCAGACGUGAUGACUCAAGCCCAGACGGUGGACGACGGAGACAAGUAGUCCCACCCGGCGGCCCCCCAGUGGGUCUACGGCCGAUCUCUGGCGCCCGACGGCGUGCGCGGGGCGCGGACACAUGUCGGUGUUCAAAGCUUUCAGCCUUGGCUGGCCUGAGUUUGUGUUUGGUUGCUGUGCCGGUCGGCGCGCGCGGGAAGGCGAAGCGAGCGUCAGUCGAUCGGCACCGCUGUCGUGAGCGCCGCCCGCUCCUGCGGCGGCCGGCCGCACGCCAGGCCCGUUUGGUGGGCCCCCGCGGGAGUGGUCGAUACGCGAUACUCGAUAGUCGCGGCUCGCUGCUCUGCUAAGGCACAUUGAAGAACGGGAUGGGCUGCACCAUUGAUCACUGCCCGUCGACUCCCAGUCAUCGUUUGAUUGCAUCCAUCCCGCGCCCAGCACCGUUUUGGAAGGUCACGAUGCUUGCAGCUGCCGCGGCAGCAUAGUUGAGUUAGUUGGAGAAGAACAGCUACGACCAGCGCGUGGUUUUCAUGGAUCUGUCGCCACGCAGGUAGUUGGACCAUUUGCUUUAUGUUGCAUUUUAGCUGUUACAAUACACACGUGCGCAUGCUA
Pollicipes pollicipes is the source of this 976-nucleotide messenger RNA. RefSeq names its product heat shock factor-binding protein 1. Bases 164 to 415 code for a protein of 83 amino acids. Gene Ontology annotation, molecular function: transcription corepressor activity. Gene Ontology annotation, biological process: cellular heat acclimation. The record is from RefSeq and is a predicted model, not a curated record. Gene Ontology annotation, cellular component: cytosol; nucleus. The transcript is spliced from 2 exons. Lineage: Eukaryota; Metazoa; Arthropoda; Thecostraca; Pollicipedomorpha; Pollicipedidae.